AUGCAGCUGCUGUCGCACUGCGCGCAGACGAACUCAGACCGCCCCUUCUACACUGGCAUGGCGCGCCUCUGCAAGGAGUUCCACAAGAGAACCGACGGUCUAGAGCCCCUGAACGUCUUAGUCAUGACGCAAGUGACGGAGAUCAUCUCCACGUGGCAGUCUCUAGGCUCGGCGGAUGCUGGGGAGUUUUUGUUCUACAUGCUGAACGGCAUGCACGAGGAGUGCAAGUGGAAGGCCAAGUCUGGCUCGGCCGAGGGCCAGCCUGGAGCCGAGGACGGCGGCUGCGCGCAGGUGCGCGCCGCAGGGGUGCACGAGGACUCCCCCAUCGUCCGCAUCUUCGGCGGGCUCAUUCGCAGCUCCGUGCGGUCGCAGAGCGCGACGGCAGAAAGCGUCUCCGUGGAGCCCUUCAACCAUUUGAUCCUCGACAUAUCCUCCCCGAGUGUGGACUCGGUGACGUCCGCCCUGGAGGCCUACUGCGGCGCCGAGACCGUGAACGAGGGGCAGGCCACAAAGCGGCUGCAGUUCGAGCAGCUGCCGAAGGUAUUGCGGAGCUGGCAGCCGCGGGUGGAAGUGUUCGCCAGUAGUCGCGCCGAGCUAUGCAUGGAAAGGACUCGUUUUGGCCUUCCGGUGAGGGUGCCAGCGAGCAUCGUGCCAGAUUUUCUUGCACCCGCUUUGUUUGUAGCAUGAUUUUGGACCUCUUGUCAAGCGCAACCAUCCAGCUUUCGCGCCGAAGUUCGCCAGAGACCGCCGAAGGGGU
Messenger RNA from Prorocentrum cordatum, 757 nucleotides. NCBI's taxonomy places the organism in Eukaryota, Dinophyceae, Prorocentrales, Prorocentraceae. The record is from the annotation of a GenBank genome assembly.